This is a messenger RNA of Schistocerca cancellata (South American locust), 2820 nucleotides long. Its product is annotated as histone-lysine N-methyltransferase 2D-like. The transcript has 12 exons. Bases 4 to 2820 code for a protein of 938 amino acids. NCBI's taxonomy places the organism in Eukaryota, Metazoa, Arthropoda, Insecta, Orthoptera, Acrididae. The record is from RefSeq and is a predicted model, not a curated record.
CUCAUGCAAGUACAACAGGCAUCAUCACACCAACAAAUUCAGCAGCACCAACAACAGCAACUUCUUCAUCAACAGCAGCCACAGCUUGUGCCCCAACAGCAGCAGCAGCAGCAGCAGCAGCAGUUGUUGCAACCGCAGCAAAUACAGCAACAACAAAUUCAACAACAGCAAAUUCAACAACAACAAAUUCAGCAGCAACAGAUGCAACAACAACACAUCCAGCAGCAACAACUGCAGCAGCAACAAAUGCAGCAGCAACAAAUGCAGCAGCAACAAAUACAGCAGCAACAAAUACAGCAGCAACAGCAACAAGAGCAGCAGGAACAGUUUCAGAAACAGGUGCAAAUGUUGCAGCAAACGAAAGCCAAAUCCAAGUUCAGUGCUGCUCAGGAGGGCGGCGGCAUGCUGCUGCAGCAGGCGGCACAGGCACCUGCACACAACCAGUCUGAUGCAUCACAAGCACAACCACCACCUUCUAAGGCCUCCUCAGGGACCAUAAGUGGAAUGCUAGCAGACUUCAGCAGGGCUCUUGGUUUGGGUGGAACAUCACCACGCCCAUCACCUUCUGACGACAAGCCGAGUACCAACAGCCAAGGACUCCAGCAGCCUACAAUGCAGUACCCACAACAACAGCAGCAGCAGUUGCAGCAACAACAACAGCAGCAGCAGCAACAGAUGCAACAGCAGCAGAUGCAACAGCAACAGAUGCAGCAGCAGCAACUCCAGCAGCAGCAGCUUCAACAGCAGCAACAACAUCAACUGUUCCGACAGCAGCAGCAGAUGUUGGGAGAGUUUGGAGAGAUAUCAGGUGCACUGUUCCCGCAGCACCUGACACCACAGCAGCAGCAGAUGUACCAGCAGCACAUGCAGCUGCAGCACCAGGCACAGCACCUCAAGAAGAUCCGCCGCUCGCUGCCACACUCUGCAGACCAGCAGCAGCAGCAGCUGCAGCAAAUACGCCAGCAGACGUUACAUCGAAAGGAUCUGAAUCAGUCACAGAUUUUAGUUGGUUCGCAGUCGGUGCUAGCGGGUUCGCUAGCCAGCAGUCAACCUGUGAUUGGCAGCAUGCCUCAAAUCCAGACCCAACCCACUGGUCGGUUUGCCAUGGGGGCGCACCUUGUCUCAAGUCAACAGGCAACACGCAGUCUUCAUGCAGCCACUGUGACACCAAUGGGGACGCCUCAAAGCACACCUGUUGGCACUCCACGGGGCCCAAGGGAUGGUGGUGGUGAUUCUUCAGAUACAAUGAGUGAAACAGAUUCUCAGAAAUCAUUGAGAAUGAGACGCAAAUUACCACCUAUACCAGCUGAUCAAGAAGCAGCACCUCUUCCAUCAACUAAGAAAAGGUCCUUUUCACCCUUGCGACAGACUUCUCUUGAUGGACUGCUACCAAGGACAUCAAAUCUGAUGUUAGCCAGGCCAAGUGCUAGUGAAACUAACCUUCGAAAAAUUGCUCUUGGGGUUGAUCCUAUCCCACGACCUGGAUCAGCACUGGGUUUAUUGCAAGCUUCAAGUGUUGUGAGCAGCUCAGGAAUGAGGCCAAUCACAACGGGUAUUGGUACAACAGAUCUGACAAGUACAACAGCAACAUACUCAUCACCACUGGCUGACUUAGCAUCAUGUUUGCCUCCAGACUUGAGACACUUACUUGGAAAUUCAACAUAUUCUGAUUCUGGAAAUUAUGGAAAGCAGCUGCCAAGUUAUAUGCGAAGCCUUAAAGAGCAACUGAGAGAUGAAAUUAAAUUUGCUGCUGCUGAGCGCAGGAGACUGCUGACCACUCCUGAUAAGGAUCGGGAUACGAGGCUCCGAGAAAAAUUUGAACCGUUGAAAAGGUUGGAUAUCCAGAGGAAGAUUGCCUCCCCCAUAAUGGGACGCUCCCGGAAGAUACGGGGUCAUCGUAGGCAGCUCUCUGACCCUAAAAUACACCCGCCAUUUUCUCCCAUCAAGGAAGACGGAGACCUGGAGAGUGAUUACGACAGGGGGUACCUUGGCUACUUACAUCCAAGUCUGAAGCCUCCAUACAAAGCUUAUGAAUAUGAGUCUAUUGACGAUACUGGGAGACGAGCAGAGUGGGACCCAUCCCAGUCCUACCUGGCGUCUUCAUAUGCAGCGGCCGGCGGAGCCCUCAGGGAAACUGCCAUCAACAGCGUUCUGGACGAGGACCGCUACAUCACCAACUCUAGGUACAGCCUGCGGCGGUCGAGCGACGGGCUGGAUGUGCGCCGCCGCCACGACAGCCGCAAACACCGCAAGCCGCGCUCGUGGCACCCUUCGCCCUACGGCAGUGACGACGAUGACGACCAGCUGACGCGCGAAGAGAAGAAGGCCAAGAUCAAAGCGGAGAUAGCGCGCCGCCGCCAGCAAAUUGAAGAGAACGCGCGCCUCCACGAAGAACUGUUGCGCUUGGCACGCCUCCGCGAAAGUGCCGAGCUGGGGUUCACGCCGCACUCGGGGCCGGAAGCCGGCCGCGGCGGCUACGGAACUUCGAGUGUGCUCAAGUCCAUAGACGAACUGCUGCUGUCCGGCCGUGGGCUGCAUUUCGACUACCGAGCACACUCUCCCCGGCGCACGGAAGAGGACCGCUCCAUGGAUCGGAUAGCGUCCACCUUCCGCACUGACGACUACACGUCCGGCGUGUACGAGCGCCUGUCCGACUUCUCGCCGUUGACGGACUUCACCCCGCAUGCAAUGCCUCUCCUCCCGGACAUGCCCACUCGGUCACGUAAGCUGCUGGAGGACUUAGGCAGUUCUCCCAUCACCGAGUCCGUGCUCGCGCUGCCACAGAAAGGCAAGUAUGGCUCCAGACUCUACGCCAAAUAA